Molecule: messenger RNA, 1221 nt
Organism: Rhagoletis zephyria (snowberry fruit fly)
Lineage: Eukaryota; Metazoa; Arthropoda; Insecta; Diptera; Tephritidae
Product: leucine-rich repeat extensin-like protein 5
Source: RefSeq, a predicted model, not a curated record
AGACUUUUUUUAGCUUUGGCAUUGGUAGCGGCUGUCACCGCUGAUGUGUCGCACAUUUUCUCGCACAGUGAUAACCUGCAGGAUGAUGGAUAUCAUUAUCAUAAGCCAAGUGGUGGUGGAGCAGUAGUAGAUAUCCCGGCAUCGCAAAAACAAGCAGCCUCGGAUUCAUAUCCAUCAUACGCAGCCUCUUCACAACAAAACGCUGCAAACUAUCCAAGUGGUUCAUUUUAUGGCUCUGCGUCAGCCCCUUCUGCCUCUUUUUCGGCAGGCACAUAUGGUGGUUCCUCUUACCAGGCUGCUUCAUCUCCAGUCGCUUCUUACUCAGGGGUUUCAUCAUAUCAAGCUGCCUCAGCUCCUGUUGCUUCUUACAGCCAUGGCUCAUCUCACGUAGCUGCUUCAUCUCCAGCAGGUUCUAACUCAAACCGUGCAUCUGCUUCAUAUUCCGAGGGAUCUUCCUAUCAAGCUGCUUCAGCUCCUGGAGCGUCUUAUACACACAGCUCAACACCCCAAGCUGCCUCAAUUGGUUCAUCUUAUCAUGCAGCUUCGGUCCCAGCUGCAUCUUAUACUCAUGAUUCCACUCAUACAGCUGCUGCCUCAGCUCCUGCUGCAUCUUACUCAGGCUCUGUUUCAGCUGGUUCAUCUUUUGGUAGUGCCGGUUAUUUCGGAGGGUCGUCUUACUAUGGCACACCAGCUGCAUCUGCUCCAGCUCCGGUUCGUAGUGCUUCAGCGUCUGGUCUCCAGGCAGCCGGCGCCAAAGACGAAAGUGGCUACCAUUAUCAGGCUCCAAAGACCCCAUUUGAAAGUAGACCCGUACCAGUAAAAGAAUACUUGCCACCUCCAGCACCUAAACAGCCACCACCGCCUCCGCCACCGGCUCCCAAACGACCACCUCCACCACCGGCUCCCAAACGACCACCUCCACCACCGGCUCCCAAAAGACCACCUCCACCACCGCCACCACCAUCUCCACCCAAGGAAUACCUGCCACCAUCACCAACGAAUAAACCUGCUCCUCCGGCGCGUCCUUCCCCUCCACCACCUCCGCCACCACCACCAUCCCCACCCAAAGAAUACCUCCCCCCAGCACCGACAAAUAAACCAGCGCCACCAGUCCGGCCAACACGUCCACCACCACCACCUCCAAAAGAAUAUCUUCCACCAUCUUCUGGACCAAAAGGCUACUCCUACCCUAACGACCCCCAACCUCCGUUCACGGCCUAA